AUGGGGAGCCUCUCGGACGCGUCUGUCUGUUGGCUGGUCGGGUAUUUUCAACGCGGUGCCCUUCGGGCGCGGUGCGUUGUGUAUAUUAGUAGAAGGCCAGGGGCUUCGCGUCAGUAUCCUCCGACGUGCCUUCGCGUCUCUUCGAGAAGUGGAAUGGCUUACUUUACAGCGUGGCGCACCGCGUUGCGGGCGAGUGACCACGUAGCUGGACAAUUCAUGCAUGGGACGGGUGCUGAUGCUUCACCGCGUCGGCGGGGCGGUGAAGGCCUGGCCUGGGGUGUCCAACGGGUUCCACCCCGUUCGAGGGUCGAUAGGUGGAGGGCUUAGGGACUUAGGGGGCAGGGGGUAGAUGGAAUCUUGUCCCACCCUAUCGCCGGGCGCGUCAAGUCGAGCCAAGCCGGAGGGCCUUCGGCUUCUCUUUUGCUUUUAUAGUAUGCUUCUGCGCGGCUUGUUAUCGUGGUCACGGUUAUCGCUUUUGGGGAAUUACUAGGGUGAAGGAACUAGAAGGGCCAACUCAUUUCUGGCGAUAGAGCUGCGAGCAUCUUCGCUGCUGCGGUGACUUGCACGUGGAAAGUGUAGAGUGCCUCGGAAGCAGCGUGGGGAAAGGCGCUGGAGUAGUGAGAUGAGAGUACUUGCUGCACUCGUCUGAGGAUUGUCUGGCGCAAGGUAGGUGUGAACCUUAUCGCCCUUGUUCAUGUGUUUCGGCGUAGAUAGCUAAAAGAAAUGGCCAACUUGAACUUUAUUGAUAGCCUCGCUACUUAAUAUCCCUGCGGGCCUCGUCCAGGAAUUAGAUGGGCGUGGCGUGUUGGCCGUAGAGAUGCAGCACUAUCAGGGACGCUACACACGUGCCAUGGCAAGAACUAGCAUGAUUAACAUAAGGAGCAGAAGCGAGGUGCUUCAGUUUUAGGCGCCCUCUGUAUAGUCGUAGUUUGCAGCAGGCUUGUUCGCUGCUCUAGUGCUUCUUACUUCUUAGCCAUUUGCGGCCAUUGCCUUUUAUUGUCAUGUCCUAUCCGGAAUCUUGGUCUUCGUCGCUACUGGCUCGAGUGCUAUAAUAUACUUACUACUCCUAUCUACCUUGGCGCCAAGUCAGCGAAGCACUGCACAAAAACGGCCAACACUGUCCCCUCUGUCUUAAUCGUGGAGGUGCUCUGCUUAGCCGUGACUGCAGUUUUUUCUUGUCGGUUUUUGUGUCUCUUCUUUGUGGUUCUUCAUUUGUUUCCACGUGCCCCUCCAAAGUCCAGGACAAUGGGCGGCAAGUUUGUGCUGUAGGAUUCUGGACGGGCGCGGAGGUUUUCGGCAUGCUUGGGGCUCUCUGCUCGUAAUUGUGGGCGGGCCGUGUUUUUCUUGAAGGAGCUCAAUUCGCGGCGGGUGUUCAUCUCUGGAUUCUUAUCAUGCUGGGAGAGAUGCACUCUCGCGCUCGCCUGGGUUUUUGUCGUCUUUGUUUGUCGCUCCAUUAUAGACCAAAACUAAUUUCAAGGGCCAAACGUGGCCAGGCUUGUGGUCUGGGAUGCUUGGAAAUCAUAGGAAAAAGGCACGGGGUAGAAGUAUACAUCUCAGGCGUAUCGCUGCAGAUGGUUUAUAUGCUGCACGGAAAUCAUGGAUAAAGUGCACGUUGAAGAUGUGCCCGCACCGGGGUCGUGAUUCUUAAGGCUUUCGCGCUUCUCCUUUUUUUGGAGAUCGAGGUACGCGAAUCAUGGGUGAGGUGUGCCCCGUGGCCGAUGCCUCUUGCCUCGUGAAAGUUCUUCGACUGUCCGGACGUCUUUUCCAUGAUCUUGCUGCUGGUGAGCAUCGUGUUGGCCGUAGCCCUCAUCCCUCCCUGGGCAGUAUUUGCUAAAGGAGUCAGCUUGCUUGCUGCGCGUAACUUGCUUGCUGAGCAUGGCUGGCUAGCUAGGCGUGGCGAGCGUGCUACCUUUAGCUUGCUUGUUUGCUAAGUAAGCAUGGCUUGCUUGCUAAGCAUACAAAAUGGCGAUGGCCUGUCUCCUGGGCAUAGCUUGCUUUCUCAGCAUAGUGGGCUUGGGCUUGCUAAGAGUCUUUUGCUUGCUAGCGUAGUCGUAGCACGCUUGCGAGGCGUCGCUUGCUUUCUAGGCACAGACUGCUUGCUAAGCAUAGCUGGCUUGCUAAGCAUAGCUGGCUUGCUUAAGCAUAGCUGGCUUGCUAAGCGUAGCUGGCUUGCUAAGCAAAGCUGGCUUGCUAAGCAUCCAGAGCUGGCCCGCUAAGCAUCCAUCCCUGGCCUGCUAAGCAUCCAUCCCUGGCCUGCUAAGCAUCCAUCCCUGGCCUGCUAAGCAUCCAUAGCUGGCUUGCUAAGCAUCCAUAGGUGGCUUGUUAAGCAUCCACGGCUGGCUUGCUAAGCAUCCAUAGCUGGCUUGCUAAGCGUCGCCUUCUUUUUACUGGGCGUAGCUGGCUGGCUACGCGUAGUGUGCUUGCUGGGCAUAGCGUGCCUGCUGCGCGUAGCUGGUUUGCUGAGGGAGCGACGCUGGCUUGCUGAGCAUCGCGCGUUUGCUGGGCAUAGCUUGCUUGCUCAGCAUGGCUUGCUUGCCAAGCAUAGCGCGAUCGCUCCGCAUAGCUUGCGCGCUAAGCAUGGCUUGCAUAUGUAGCCUGCUUGCUGAGCAGGGCUCACCUUCUAAGCGUAGCCUGCUUGCUAAGCAUAGCGUGCUUGCUAAGCGUAGAGCACGUGCUCGCUGGGCGUAGCUUGCUUGCUAGCUAAGCGUAACUUGCUGGUUACGCAUAGCUUGCUUGCCAGGCAUCGGCGUCGCGUGCUUGCUAGGCAUAGCUGGCUUUCCACUCGGCUUGCUUGCCGAGCAUAGCUCCCUUUCCUAUGCAUGGCCCGCCUGCUAAGCCUAAGCUGCCUGGUAAGCAUAGGUUGCUUAUUAGGCUUAAUAGCUUGCGUGCUAGGCAUGUGCUCGGCGUAGCAGCUUCCUUGUUAAGAGUAGCCUGCUUGCUAGGCGUAGCUUGUUAUUCCGCAGCAAUCAUAAUUCGCUUGCUGAGCGCAGCAGCUGGCUAGGGUGCUGCCAGUGUAUAUGAUAUGUAUCACGUGAAUGCAUUUAGCACGGCGCAACUCGUUUGUCUUCACGUCAUUCGCUUUCGUAGCACACCGGUAAGUCUCUAGUGUAGCUUGUAGAAUUUGUAAGACCCUCACGCCGGGGGCACGUGGGCGGAAUCAGUCUUACUACUUUCAAUUUCAUGCUUUUGCUCUUCAAUAGAUAAAGAUGCUGGUUUACUAGUACUACUUAUUUAUUUACUACUACUACUACUACUAAUCUUACUAAUCCUACUAAUCCUACUAAUCGAUCCCACUUUUCUUCCUUCUCCUGCUACUCCUACUCCUCCUGCUACUCCUGCUGGGACUCCUACUACUCGCGCUACUCUUAUUACCAUCUUUUGGACGGUCGUGCCCCAUAGGUUAACUAUUAAACCCUCUAACAUAAAAGACCCGGACGCCGCAGAGAAAGCGGAUCAACUGUCGAAGAACUUGAAG
Amoebophrya sp. A25 is the source of this 3475-nucleotide messenger RNA. Lineage: Eukaryota; Dinophyceae; Syndiniales; Amoebophryaceae. The record is from the annotation of a GenBank genome assembly.